Solea solea (common sole) is the source of this 2257-nucleotide messenger RNA. RefSeq names its product claudin-20-like. Gene Ontology annotation, molecular function: structural molecule activity. The coding region runs from base 1424 to 2257 and encodes 277 amino acids. Gene Ontology annotation, biological process: cell adhesion; bicellular tight junction assembly. Lineage: Eukaryota; Metazoa; Chordata; Actinopteri; Pleuronectiformes; Soleidae. The transcript has a single exon. Gene Ontology annotation, cellular component: bicellular tight junction; plasma membrane. The record is from RefSeq and is a predicted model, not a curated record.
UUUAAAAAAAACAGAAAAAACAAUAAAAAAAAUGAAAGAUUCAAUAACUUCAAAACAAAACUGUCAGAGAAAAAAACGCUGAUUUCAAAAUGUGACUUCAUUUAUGAAAAAAGAAAAAUCACAUGAAUCAAAUCAAAUCAUUCCUCAGAAAACAUCCAAACAGAUAUAACAAAAAUAAAACAUGAAUUCAUAAUAAUUUGUGUUUGUGAGUGAGUGGAUUUGUGUUUCGUGAGUAUGUGAAUUUGUGUUUGUGAAUGAGUGAAUUUGUGUUUGAGAGCAGGUGAAUUUGUGUUUGAGAGCGGGUGAAUUUGUGUUUGUGAAUGAGUCAAUUUGUGUUUGUGAGUGGGUGAAUUUGGGUUUGUGAAUCAGUGAAUUUGUGCUUGAGAGCGGAUGAAUUUGUUUGUGAAUGAGUGAGUGAAUUUUUGUUUGAGAGCGGGUGAAUUUGUGUUUGUGAAUGAGUGAAUUUGUGAGCGGGUGAAUUUGUGUUUGAGAGCGGGUGAAUUUGUGUUUGUGAAUGCGUGAAUUUGUGUUCGUGAAUGAGUGAAUUUGUGUUUGAGAGCGGGUGAAUUCAUGUUUGUGAGCGGGUGAAUUCAUGAUUAUGAGCAGGUGAAUUCAUGUUUGUGAGUGGGUGAAUUCAUGUUUGUGAGUGGGUGAAUUUGUGUUUGUGAGAGAGUGAAUUAUCAUUUAAAUGUCUAAAGUGAGGAAAACAGUAAUUAUAGUUAAAAACGAUGUUUGUUUGUUUGUACGUACACAAACAUCAUCGUCGUGGUCGUCAUGGCUGCGGCGGCUGAAGCUCCAUGUGUUUGUGGAGUCUCUGCAGGAUUAUGCUAAUGAGGUGGGCGGACUCUUAUCUGGCCGCUGCAGUGGUCGUUCUUCAGUCACAUGACGGCGACGCUCGAUUGUUGUAAAAGCUGCAGAUUUUUAUCACACGUCAUUUUUCCACCUUCGCUCUCGCCGCCGUGUUUUUUUUUUUGUUUUUUUAAAAAGAAUUUUUUUUUUUUAAAGUGUGACGAUGAGAGACGAACACACUCAGGCGAGCGAGCGCUGACUCUGACGCAGCUCGCCGUCGUCUCAUCAGAUAAGAAACCGCUGCUCUGCGACGCCAAACCUCCACGUUCCUGCUCCUCCACUCCACACAAGAGGGAAAAAAACUGGGUGCAUCUUCUGUUGCCAAGGAGACAGAAGGCACUCUGCUCCGUCCUCACGAGACGUGGACGUGGACUGGGGACCCGGCGCUCGUCCUCCCCGGGUCACUCGGUGAUGAAGUUUGUAACUUGUCAUUAACGGUCCGUGGUCCGUGGUCAGGAUCCUCAGCUGCGUCCGUCGCGCUCCUCGCUCGCUCACUCAGUCGCAGCUCGCUGAGCCCGAGCUGCAGAAUUAUCUCGGCUGUCACUGGGUCUGAAGCGAACACCGCAGCUGAGCCAUGCUGCCCGCAGCCAUCCAGAUCCUGGCCUUCGCUCUGGCGCUCCUGGGCGUCCUCGGCGCCACAGUUGCCACUCUGCUGCCCAACUGGACGGUGAGUGUCGGCUCCUGGUCCGGCGUCAUGGCCCCCGUCUCGCAGAUGCGAGGCCUGUGGAUGGACUGUGUGUGGUACAGCUCCGGCAUCUUCAGCUGCACCGUGCAGAACUCGGUGCUGUCGCUGCCUCCGUCCCUGCUGACCACGCGGGUCGCCAUGGUUCUGACCUGCAUGGUGGCGUCGUUCGGACUCUGCCUCGCGUCACUUGGACUCAAAUGCACUCGCUGGGGCGGCAGCCACCGAGCAAAGGGGCACACGGCCAUCGCCGCCGGCGCCUGCUUCGUCCUGGCGAGCUUCCUCUGCCUGGUCCCGGCGUCCUGGUUCACCAACGAGGUCAUCACCACCUUCCUGACCACAGGGCUGCCGGACAGCAGCAAAUAUCAGCCAGGGGGCGCUCUCUGCGUCAGCUUCAUCUCUGCCGGUUUCCUCCUGGCUGCGGGAGUCAUUUUCUGCCUGUCCUGUCCCGGAGGACGAACGAGACGACCGGACGACGCUGAGGCAGACGGAGCGCAGCACGGGAGGAGGAGGGAGGAGCACGGGAGGAGGAGGCGGGAGGAGCAGAGGAAGAGGCGGGAGGAGGAGAGGAGGAGGCGGGAACAGAAGGCCGAGCGAGUACGACCAGAACAGAGAGAGAACAAAAGUGUUUGGCUGCAGACGGACAAGCCGACGCCGCACCGCUCUCCCUCCAAACUCCUGCCGAAAGAUGUCAAGGACAGUUACAGCCUUCAGGAGUAUGUGUGA